AUUGUUUAUGUGUAAGUGUAACAAAAUACACAUCUAUUUUUUAACCGUUAUCUUUACCUGAUCUAACAUAUAUUUCUCACGUUCUUUCAAGGAGGAUUUUAAAGAAUAGAAUGUUAGCGUUUUUAGCAUUUUGUUUUGUAGCUCGAGUUGUUUAUGGUUGUACAAGCUGUUCCACAGAGCUCAAUGCUACAUUGAAAGAUUUGAUGUUGUGCAAAUCACACCUAGUUGUCGGUCUGUCUGUGUCUGUGGUCAAAUCUGACAAAGUUUUGUUUGUUGGAGGAUAUUCUAAUGACAAUACUUCUGUGACUGGUGACACUGUUUUCCAAAUAGCAUCACUAACUAAAGCAUUUGCCAGUACUCUGUUGGUUAAACUAAUCGAAGAGAAAACUGAGUAUUCUUUGGAUACCAAGAUAAAGACAAUUCUGAGGAACGACCAAAUCUUUAACGAUAGUCUGAGGUCUGAAUUCACAACAGUCCGUGAUCUACUGUCUCACAGAACAGGAAUCCCUCAGAAUAACAGGAUACGACUAGAUAAUAAUCUUACAAGAUCAAACCUUAUACAUCGACUCAAAUACUUGAAAGCAGAAAAAGAGUUCAGAGGUAGUUACAUCUACAGUAGUUUGUUGUAUGGUCUUGUCACUCAUUUAACAGAGAUAAUUGGUGGAGAUACCUGGGAGAAUCUGGUCUCUAAAUUUUUAUUUGAGCCACUUGGAAUGACAUCUUCUACUUUUGUAACGACAGCUAACCCAGAGAAGAUAAAUUUAGCACAGGGGUAUAUGGAUUUUUACGGGGAGCUUCUACCGUUCCCUUUUGGGUUUUCAAAAUAUUAUGGCGAGCUUUGUGGUUCUGGUUGCAUAUUGACCACAGCAGUGGAUAUGACGAAGUGGAUGACUUUCUAUCUUAACGGCGGGAAAUUACCGGAUGGAAAAAGACUAAUAUCUGAAAAAGCAUUCAAAGAAAUUACCACAGCAGCCAAUACCGUACCUAAUGAUAUGUAUACGUAUAAAUAUUAUACUAAACCUAAAGUCCCAGUCACCAAUUCUAUCACAGGAUAUGCACUUGGCUGGAGGUCGGGAUUUUAUAGGGGAAAUAGGAUGUUUAUUCAUGGUGGAGCAACUUUUGGAUAUAGAGCAAUGCUGUCCUGGUAUCCGGAUGCUGAUCUGGGAAUAUUUACCGUACUCACUGGGAAUGAUCCAAAUUACUUCAUCCGACAAAUACUACACAACUAUAUAUUUGAUGUCUACACCAAUCAGACGCCUUAUUUGAAUAGCACCACAGUUUGUUCAUACCCACAACCAUGGUUUGAUUAUACACCCAGAACAAAGCCUAAUGUUACGAAGAGUCGUGCUAUGAGCCGUCAGAAGAAAGAUUAUUUUGGCAACUAUUACAAUCCUGCAUACGGUAACAUUCAAGUUAAAGAUCAUGAGGAUAUGAACAAACUUACUCUCAUAUACGGUGUAUCAACGUUUUUUCUAUAUCCCAAGGAAACAAAAGAUGAGUUUUAUGGCGAUUCGGUGGGAUCCACUCGAUAUAUUUUAAAUUUUUACACGUUCAGAUUUGAUAUUGAGUGCGACAAUCCCUACUUAGAGAUUCCGACCUUUGAAUCAAAGUCGCCACCCGUUUUUCAAAAGUCACGUGAUAAUGCUAACAGAGCAUCAACCAACUACCAUUCUGGAUUUGAUCAGCUUACCUUUCUGGUAGUCUUAUAUGCUGUUGCACAAUCAAGAACUUUCUAAUUACUACGCUAACAUUACAAAUUUUGUCUCAUUUAUAUAUGUUCUCCAAAACAUAAAAAAGCUGUAACUACUGUUCAAUAUUCAAUUUAAAUGUGCAUAAAGGAAGCAAAACCAAAUAAGACAUUUUUAUUAUGUACAUUGUACAAUUGUGAUAUUGAAGUUUACUGGGAAAUAAAACUAACAUAUAA
Messenger RNA from Mytilus californianus (California mussel), 1924 nucleotides. Its product is annotated as penicillin-binding protein 4-like. Lineage: Eukaryota; Metazoa; Mollusca; Bivalvia; Mytilida; Mytilidae. The transcript is spliced from 5 exons. The coding region runs from base 111 to 1736 and encodes 541 amino acids. The record is from RefSeq and is a predicted model, not a curated record.